AUGUAUUUUCCGCUUCACCUACGAAUUUUUUUUGCCAAAGCCGUGCCUCGGUGGGUCUGCAUCCUGCCCCCCUCCCCUGUUGGGUGUGCCUCGGUGGGUCUGCAUCCUGCCCCCCUCCCCUGUUGGGUGUGCCUCGGUGGGUCUGCAUCCUGCCCCCCUCCCCUGUUGGGUGUGCCUCGGUGGGUCUGCAUCCUGCCCCCCUCCCCUGUUGGGUGUGCCUCGGUGGGUCUGCAUCCUGCCCCCCUCCCCUGUUGGGUGUGCCUCGGUGGGUCUGCAUCCUGCCCCCCUCCCCUGUUGGGUGUGCCUCCCCAGGUUUACGGCCUCUCCCUCCAUCACCGCGGCUUCUCUCCUUCAUGCAGUCGUGAGUCAGAGCCGAGCUGCCGAGCGGAAUAUUAA
Messenger RNA from Knipowitschia caucasica, 396 nucleotides. The record is from the annotation of a GenBank genome assembly. Lineage: Eukaryota; Metazoa; Chordata; Actinopteri; Gobiiformes; Gobiidae.